AGUACUUCCGGGGUGACUGUCAUGGCGGCGCCCAUAACGCUCUAGCGAAAGGAACCUAAACACGUUCAUGAAAUAAUAAAGCGCUGUGGAGCGAAGCAGCCAUGAAGUUCAAAGAUCUGCUGAAGUGGAACGCCAGAGUAUCCGCCGUGUACGCGAUUGGUAUUUGGACCAUGGUCGGCUCGUACGCUUACCUGAAAUACACAGGUCGCUGCGAGGUCGCGCCAGUGAAAAAAGAAGAAGUGGAAGAGCCGCAGGAUCCAAACCAGGAGGUCUACAAGACAGCACACGCCAAAACUGUCAUCACCUAUAAGAAAGACUUUGUCCCGUACACCACAAGGAUCUAUAAUCUCAUCUCAUCCUUCAGCGGCGAUCGAGGGGCUGGAGACGACAACAAAUGAACCUCUCCAGUUAAUAUUUAUGUAUUUCUGUGAGGACAUUAUAAUGUUUUUGUUUUUUAAGGAAACUCCAGCUGCGUGUCCACCUGUCCUGCUCUGAUGGCCUCAGCCAGCUUUUAGUAUCAAACUGUAAACAGUAUUCAGUACUGUUCUGUAAUUCAGAUGCUCGUGGUGUGUAAAUAAACCCCCAAAAUGCUGAAAUCUGUUUCAGUAGAAAGAUUAAAGGUUCAUCUGUGAUUCAUGUUAUAGGUUGGAACAGGAUUUGGGGCCUAGUGAUGUUUAAUCCUGGAUUUUCAGUGUGACAGAGGUCGUUUACUUUUUACCUUAUGUUUGACGAGUGAUGUCAGCAGUUGUGAAGUCACCACCAGCUGACCAGUCAGUUCUCUGGAAAAUAAAACCACGACUCCAAGAAGAUCCUUCAGACCACAGAGCUCAGAUUAUAAUAAGAUGUAAAGUUUUUCAACAGCAUUUAAAGUCUUGGUCUUUCCAUGAUAAGCAUCAAUAAGAAAUACGCACUGGAGCCUUGGUCUACACCACAGGCCUGCAAGGCCGUGAUGGAAGAGGACCUGUUCGUCAAAUAAGACUUGAACCAGUGCCGCAAACACUACAGUUCUGAAGAUGUGAACUGAACAUCCUGUGGUCCCUCAUCAAAUUCAGCAGUGAAGUGAAAUAAUAUAGUUACAGAGUCAUUAGUAUCAGUAACAUGUAAAAGGUCAUGGAAACGCUGUGUCCUGGAGUCAGAACAGACUGAAAAACUCACCAAUACUGCAGCUGCUGCAAAAGAUCGGUGCAGAUCCAUCUAAACUUUGACGGAUGUGUCAGGACAAUAUUUAUUUACUUAACGAGAGGAUGCACUGUUGCACGUUUAAAGACAGACCUGAUUGUGCUGAGGAUGAUUCAGCUCUUCUGCAUUGUUUUCUCACAGACUCUAGGUCCUGUUCAAUCUUUAAAACCCCAGUAGGAUGUAAAAAAUCAAUUACAAUCAGCCUUAAAGUACAAGAACUGUGCAUAUUAAAAUCCCAAAGAAUUAGUAUGUACUAUAUAUUUAAGCACACCUUCCGUUUAAAUAUCAGAAAAUUCCUGGAUUAAAUCCCUAUUAGAUUUAGGUGGAUGAGCAGGCCACACCUCCUCUGCAUCUUAACCUGGGGAGAGAUAAUAAUCCCACAUUUAUGAGUGAAAGCUCGGAGAAUGCACGUGUCUCAUUAGCCAGCCAGGUUUCAGUCACAUGUGGAGGAGCUGUGACCGAGACAGUCUUUGACCACCCGGGAUACCGAGUGACCAAAAACAAAGAGGUCAUCCACAGAUGCACCUGAACUGUGACUGAACUGUGUAGUGAGCAGCACAGAGCCCACCACCUCUUCCCUUACUGGAGUCUUUGUUGUAAUGCUUGCUGUGCAUCGCUGUAUAAACUAACCAGUGUCUGCGAGAUUAAAGAAAUCUUAAAAUCGAAGGAUUCUCAGGAGAAUUUAAGG
Messenger RNA from Haplochromis burtoni (Burton's mouthbrooder), 1867 nucleotides. Its product is annotated as small integral membrane protein 26-like. The coding region runs from base 102 to 398 and encodes 98 amino acids. The transcript is spliced from 2 exons. NCBI's taxonomy places the organism in Eukaryota, Metazoa, Chordata, Actinopteri, Cichliformes, Cichlidae. The record is from RefSeq and is a predicted model, not a curated record. Gene Ontology annotation, cellular component: mitochondrion.